Messenger RNA from Rotaria socialis, 828 nucleotides. NCBI's taxonomy places the organism in Eukaryota, Metazoa, Rotifera, Eurotatoria, Philodinida, Philodinidae. The record is from the annotation of a GenBank genome assembly.
AUGGACGACAUAACCAAGAUGGAUCUCUAUGAAUUAUUUGGUAUUGAUGAAACAUGUUCAACGAAAGAAUUAACAACAGCAUUUCGAAGAAAAGCGUUAGAAUGCCAUCCAGAUAAAUUUCCAGAUGAUCUUAGCAAACGAGAUCUAUUUUUACUUAUUAGAAAAGCAUUAGAACUAUUAACAGAUACACAAGCUCGACAAGCUUAUGAUGCGUGUCGAAAACAAAAGAAAAUUCAACAAGAACGUUUGUCACAAAUGGAUGAUAAGCGAAAAAAAUUUAAAGAAGAUCUCGAACGUAAGGAAGAAAGAGCAACAAAGGCACCAACUUCAACCGUUAAUAAAUCAAAUUCUGACAAGCUACGUACGGAAGUUGAACGUUUAAGACGUGAAGGAAGUCGUCUUGUUGAUGAAGAGCUUGAAAAACUUCAUAAGAUGUUUGAACAAAAUAAGCAAAAACCUUCAUCUAAUCAUGUAGAAAUAAUUAUUAAAUACGCUCCAAAUACUUCACCUUAUACAGAUGAUGAACUUCGGCAAGUAUUUACAAAAUUUGGCAAUAUUUCAACGAUUAUUAACAAGAAUGUUAAACGUGCAUUAAUUGAAUUUGAUCAAGAUCAUGUAUCAAAUUUUAUUGAAAGUGAAAAAGGUUUGGAUGAUCGACCGUUUGCUUCGGUAAAAAUUCAAAAAAAAUCAAAUACAACUACGCCAUCAUCAACAGCAGCAACAUCAACGAAAAAACAAACUACUUUUGUAGAUUUAACGCAACCUGAUUUCGAAGACUUUGAAGCUAUUAUCAUGAGAAAAAUGUCACAGCAAAAUGCUGCUUCCUAA